Messenger RNA from Manihot esculenta (cassava), 964 nucleotides. RefSeq names its product probable E3 ubiquitin-protein ligase XERICO. The record is from RefSeq and is a predicted model, not a curated record. Bases 269 to 751 code for a protein of 160 amino acids. Lineage: Eukaryota; Viridiplantae; Streptophyta; Magnoliopsida; Malpighiales; Euphorbiaceae. The transcript is spliced from 2 exons.
GCCACCCCCAAAGAGAUGAGAGGCCAUAAAGAGGCAAAGCAGCGAUCAAAGCACACCGCUGAAACUCUUUGUUCUUGAUGCUCGAAUAUAAACAUAUAUAUAUAUAUACAUACACUUCUCUCUGGAAACAAAUUUCUGUGUCAGAGUUCACUUGUUGCAGAAAACAUCAACGAAAGUGGGAAAACUUCUGGUCUGAUCUUGUUUAUCUUCUCUGUGAUUGAUCAAAAUACUCCCUUUUACUUCUAAAAUUGUCAAUUGAUCCGAAAACAUGGGUCUCUCAAGUCUUCCAUCUCCAUCUGAAGGAAUGCUGUGUGUGCUUUUGGUAAACACUGCCUUAUCAAUCUCCAUUUUCAAAGGGAUAGUCCGGUCGAUCCUUCACAUUGUUGGCAUCCAUUUAUCAUCCUUCUCCUCAUCAUCAUCAUCUUCAACCCACUCACCAGAUUACACUGAAGACCUCACAGAAUCAUCUGAAUUUCCUUUACCUCCAUCAGACGCGUACAUUAGGGAGUUUCGGAGCAAGAAUCCUGCCACUCGAUUUGAAACAAUGUGUAGCUAUGAACAGUCUCAGCAACAUGACUGCUCAGUUUGCUUGACACAAUUCGAGCCAGACUCGGAGAUAAACUGCUUAUCCUGUGGCCAUUUUUUUCAUAAGGCAUGCUUGGAGAAAUGGUUGGAUUAUUGGAAUGUUACUUGUCCGCUUUGCAGGUCUCAUGUGAUGCCUGGAGAAGACUAUGCAUCUUGCUUUUGGUGAGCAUAUACUCAAACUUUGCUAGUCUCAGGAAAUGUUCAUGUACAGCAUGUAGUGUACAGGUACUUUACUCGAGCGUAUCAGCUACGGCUCGCUACUGUAUACUUGUGUUUCGUAGGAGAUUAAGUAGACCAUAAAAUUUUAUUGUAUAUAUUGCAAGGUUUAUGAUAUGCUCUGCAUCUAUCCAACUCUGGUUUCCAGCCUUUUCCUUUUGAA